Molecule: messenger RNA, 3165 nt
Organism: Sclerotinia sclerotiorum 1980 UF-70
Lineage: Eukaryota; Fungi; Ascomycota; Leotiomycetes; Helotiales; Sclerotiniaceae
Exons: 3
Coding region: 1-3165 (1054 amino acids)
Cellular component (GO): cytoplasm
Molecular function (GO): ATP binding; ATP-dependent chromatin remodeler activity
Source: RefSeq, a predicted model, not a curated record
AUGGUUAGGGAAAUAUCUCCAGCAAAGGUGCAGGCACCUCGGCCAGAAGAGCCUAAAGAUCAAUAUCGAUCCUCCCAAAGCAAUGCCGCAAAUCAUUUAUCAAACAUUCCUAGAUUCGGAGAAGCUACACUCCCACAGUCCCCACUGAACCGUAAAUCUCAGCAACAAUACUCUGAGUUAUUCAUCCAACCAAAAUCCCGUCCCGAAUUUCACAGAGAUACAGAAAAACAUACACAUCCACACUUACAGGCAGCAAAGGAUGCUGCCCGAAAGAUUAUCGACCCUUUUAUGCCACGAGCUCCAGCCGAUUACAACAAGCCAGCAGUUCGUGCACCGGUUCCAGGUUCAUCGUCUUAUGCAACAACUCACCCUGCACCUCAACCUACUUUUGGAUCCCUUCCAAACAGUAAUGGAGGCUUCCAAUCCAUAAACACCUAUACAUCCAACAACUACGUAGAUCUUACCACGUCUAAGCCGAAUUACAAUGAGACACACAUCUAUGUUGAUCCUGCAAAGGCACAAGAAGAUUUAAAAGCACUUCUGGAGGGCGUUAUUGAGGAUGAGGAAGAUACAAAACCUAGAACCAGAUCACGCAGAAAGAAGAAGGAUGCAGAGGUAGACGACUUGAUGGUACAAAUGAAUGGGCUAAAUGUCGAAUCGGAUGAAAAGCUCGAAGUUGCAUCGGAAGACGAAGAAGAAGAUGAUGGGACUGUCGAAGGAAUUAAUGUAAAAUUACUUCCUCAUCAAGUUGAAGGUUUAGAAUGGAUGAUUGGGAGAGAGAUUGGUACAGGAAAGAGAGGCAUAGUACCAAAAGGAGGCAUUCUCGCCGAUGACAUGGGUUUGGGAAAGACAUUACAGUCGAUUUCACUCAUUCUAAGCAAUCCAAAACCAUCAAGUUCAGACGAAACUCGCAGUAAACGCAAAUUACCUUCCGGUCUGGACAAAUGUACUUUGGUUGUUGCACCUCUUGCACUUAUUCGACAAUGGGAAGCUGAAAUCAAAGACAAGGUUGAAAGCAGUCACUCUCUUCGUGUGUGUGUUCAUCAUGGUCCUCAACGUACGAAACGAUUCCAGGAUCUCAGGAAAUAUGACGUUGUCAUUACAACUUAUCAAAUUCUUGUUUCGGAAUGGGGUAAUUCGUCCAAGGAUGAUGAUGAUGAAGGUGUAAAAGUCGGCUGUUUUGGCAUACACUGGUACAGAGUCAUUCUUGAUGAGGCCCAUACCAUCAAAAAUCGAAACGCCAAAGCUACACAAGCAUGCUAUUCUCUUCGGAGUCACUACCGCUGGUGCUUGACAGGAACGCCAAUGCAGAACAACUUAGAUGAAUUGCAAAGUCUCAUCAAAUUCUUGAGAAUUAAACCAUACGAUAAUCUCCGUGAAUGGAAGGACCAAAUCGAUCGACCAAUGAAAAAUGGUAGAGGUGAUGUCGCAAUCAAGCGUCUUCGUCACUAUUUGCAAAUUUUCAUGAAGCGACGCACCAAGGAAAUCUUAAAGAAGGAAGGAGCUCUGAAUCCUGGAGGGAAGCCUUCGGUUGCUGGCCAAGCCAAUUCAACAGGGUUUAAGGUCGUCGAGCGUAAAAUCGAGAAAGUAUUUGCCGAAUUCUCCCCAGAAGAGCGCAAAUUUUAUGAAAGAUUGGAAGCACGUACCGAUGCAAGUAUCGAAGAAAUGAUGGGUGGGAGCAAGGUCAACUAUGCAAGUGCGUUGGUAUUGCUGUUGCGUCUGAGACAAGCUUGCAAUCAUCCAAAACUUGUGGGAAAUAAAUUGGGCAAAGAUACCGAUGCUCUUUCAGCAGAAACUAGCAACGCCAAAUCAAAAUCAACAACUGACUUUGAUGAGAUGGCAGAUAUGUUUGGUUCUUUGGGUGUAGGCUCCAAGAAGUGUGAGGUUUGUCAAAUCGGGCUUGGUAAAGAAGCUAUUUCACAAGGUGCUAUUCGUUGUUUGGAUUGUGAAGCAGAUUUGGACGAGAUAUCUGGUAAGAAGCUCAGCCCGAAGAAAAAGACGAAGGAAGAGAGGAGCAAGAAAGAUAAGAAGCACAAGGCAUCUAAGCCAGUUCCAAUUCGUAAGCCUAGGAAUAGGAAUAUCAUUGAAGAUAGUGAUGACGAGGAAGAAGGUGAAUGGCUUGUCGGAGAUAAGAAACGUGGUGCUCUUACUUUAGGAAAGGCUGGUGGAAAAGAAGACGAGAAUUGUGAAGGUGGCGGUGAAUGGCUUGAUUCAGAUCAUGAUUCAGAUCUUGAUGAUUCUUUCCCUGAUAUUAAAGAUAUUGGCAAGAAGAAGGUUGUCAGUCUUGAUAGCGAUGAUGAAGAGACUGCCGAUGAAUCAUUCGAGGAGUCGGAAGAAGAGGAUUCGGAAGAAGAUGAGUCCUCUGAAGAGGAGGAAGAAGAAACGGAUGUUGAGGAUGAAUUUGGUUCUUCCGACGAAGAAGCUGAGCUUUCUAGAGUUGCUGCAUCUACUAAGAUUACACAUUUGAUGAAAAUCCUAGGGAAGGAAGCGGCUCAGCAUAAAUUCAUCGUCUUUUCACAGUUCACGUCAAUGUUGGAUCUUGUUGAGCCAUUCUUACGCCAAAAAGGUUUCAAAUAUACUAGAUAUGAUGGUGGCAUGAAGAACGAUCUUCGUGAAGCCAGUUUGGACAGACUUCGUAACGAUGAGAAUUGCAGAGUUUUACUUUGUAGUUUGAAGUGUGGUUCUCUAGGACUCAACCUUACAGCUGCUACUCGAGUAGUUAUUCUCGAGCCAUUCUGGAACCCUUUCGUUGAGGAACAAGCCAUUGAUCGUGUACAUCGUCUCACGCAAAAAAUUGAUGUUGUUGUUUACAAAAUUACCAUCAAAGAUACAGUUGAGGAGAGAAUUUUACUUCUCCAAGAAAAGAAACGAGAGCUUGCAAAUCAAACCAUCGAAGGUGGUAAAGGUGGUGCCGGCAAAUUGGGCAUGAAAGAAAUUCUUCAAUUAUUUAGAAGAGAUGCUGAACAAGCCCCACCUGCUACUGGUGCGUAUGAUUUAGGUGCGAAACCUAGAAUCCUAAAAGAGUCCGCAAGUAGGAGUCCAAGUAAGAGUGCGGCAAAUUUGAAUAGUUAUGGUUCACAAACUGCGUCGGCACCAAGAAAGAUUGCACCAACUCCAUUUCAAGCUAAGAAAAUAGAAGAUUCGGUUUAUGGUAGAAGAUGGUGA